This is a messenger RNA of Malania oleifera, 501 nucleotides long. RefSeq names its product secreted RxLR effector protein 161-like. The transcript is spliced from 3 exons. The record is from RefSeq and is a predicted model, not a curated record. NCBI's taxonomy places the organism in Eukaryota, Viridiplantae, Streptophyta, Magnoliopsida, Santalales, Ximeniaceae. Bases 1 to 501 code for a protein of 166 amino acids.
AUGGCCAUUGCUAAGCCGGUAAGCACACCUUUGGCGAGUCAUUUUAGGUUGUCUACUGCCCAAUGCCCAAGUACGGACGAUGAAGUUCGAGAUAUGUUGAGAGUCCCCUAUGCUAGCGCAGCGGGGUGUCUGAUGUACUUGAGGGGUACGACUGGGUAUGGCAUAGAGUUCAGAGCACAACAGAGUGAUCUGACAGUGGUGGGGUACGAGGAUACUGACUACGCCGGAGAUCUGGAUGACAGGAGGUCUACCACGGGGUAUGUAUUUACCCUUGUGGGGAGGCCCAUUUGUUGGAGGUUUAUGGUACAAUCGCUCAUGGCGUUGUCUAUUACCGAGUCGGAGUACAUGACAGUGGCUAAGGCUGUCAAGGAAACAUUGUGGCUUACGAGGUGGAGAUGCAACUCAUAUUCAGAUGCGGAUCACAUGUACCGGAGAAGGCUGCGUGAAGCAAGGGACAAUUGCAAGAGAAGAGGUUUCAGGCAAUACGCAGAAGGACUCUAG